UCUUUCCCCAAUCCGCCCCCCGAUGGCGGCGCCGGCGACAUCUGUGGUGUUCCUCGAGGCGGAGGCGAGGAAACUUGCGUCGCACCCUCUGCGGGUGCGGGAGGUGCCCGGCGGGGUGAAAGAUGACGACCACGAGGAGGAGAUGCGCCGCCGCCGGCGCUGCCUGCUUGAGCGAUUCAUGACGUCCUUCGGCCCGGGGUGCCAGUGCGUGUACGAGACGAAGAAGGCAAUCUCCCAGUCCCACCCCUGCGUCCUCUACACCAUGAAGGUGUCCGUCAAGAAAGCGCGGGUCUCUUGGUCUCACCGGAGCAGCCGCCGCUUCGUCCCGGAGCGGCGAGGGCCCGCCUUCCCCAUCCCGCUCUGCCGCGCGGUGGAGCACGACCAGGUAGAGCAGGUGGUACACAAAUCGGGCGAGGUCAGCGAGCCGGACCGGCCGGGGAUUCUUUCGGGCAUCCACGAAGCAGGGUACUACUUGCUUGAGCUCGACCGCGAGAGGGACGUGAUUCACAAGGAGGGGUCGUCAGCGCCGUGGAAGGAGGUGGCCGUAAUCCGGGGGCUGCCCGGGGGAUGCGGCAUCACCGUGACGUCCCACGUCGAGCACCUCGUCGUGCGGCUCCAUGACAUGCUCUUCCGCUUGCCUGGGCCUGACGGGACCGUGGACCUCCGCUUCUCCGAGAACUGGUUCUGCCUCCCCGCCGGGUGGACGGAGGAGAGGCUGUACGCGGAGGACGGGUUACACUUCGUCGACAUUGCCGCCCCGGUGGAGACCCUGGUGAAGAAGCUAUAUGCGAUGCGUCAGCAGGAGGAGAAAGAGAUGGAGAGGCGGAGAUGGGAGACGGAGGAGCAGAGGGAGAGGAGGCUGCAGGAGGAGGAGGCGAUGCGCAAGCUAGAGGAGGAGGAGAGGAGGAAGAUACACGAGCGAAAGGAGGAGAGGAGAAGAGAGGAGGCGGUGGCAAAGCGACCUGUGCGCACUCCUCUGGGAUGGGAUGCUGCCUUGUGGGAGAUCAGUGAGGUGCAGCCUGCAGCGGUGCAUUGUUACUCCAAGUUCAAGCUAUCAAUGAACAGCAACAAGCAAGUUUCUUGCAAGUGCGUCGGUCAAGAAGGCCUUCAAGACAUGCUCCGGAGGGUGGACGAUGGCGAGUUUAUUCUUCCCAUUUUUAAGGCAGCACCGGCAUCGGCAUCAUCAAAGGCCCUUGAAACUUUGGGAUUUGUGGAAGGCUACUGUGAUUUAAGAUCCUGGGGAUUUGGGCCGACGAGAGGUCGUUUCAUGGAUAAAUCGGGGCGCACACGGAGCUCCGUGCUGAUGGUGUCACAGAGUGAGGCGAAAGUCUUGACAAUCAAGGUCCUUGUUGAUAAGCUUGAUAUACUGCUGGAUGAUGGGAAGGUUAUGACUGGUCUCUUUGGCGUCUCAGUGGACGUCCAUUGUGAUGAUAUAUCAUCCUCUGAGCUUUUGACAACAAACUGGGCAUACCACAUCUUGUGUAAGAAUACUGAUGGUGAAGGCAUUACCUUUUUCUCGACACUGCUUGUGCAACUGAAAAAGAAUCUACAGCUACAGCUAACGAAAGAAGAGUCGAGGAUCUAUAGCAUAUCUGCAGUAGAUGCUGAGGGAGGAAGCGAGGAUCUUGCGGAGCAGUGGCAAAAGCAGCAAGAACGGGUUCCUGCCAAGCCGAAGCAAGAGUUAGUAGAAGUUGAAUUACAAGAUUGCAGCCUGCUGUUUCCAACUCUUCAGGAGUCUGAGGUCUGACCGCUAGCUGCAGUUCGCGGUGGCAACAUGAAGGUCCUCACAGCAGAGUCCAGUGGCGUGACCAAGGUGGCUUAUGGUGGUUGUGUGUGAACAAAUUCCACUCUCUUAAUGAGGUGGACCUCCUGUUUAAUUUACCCAGAUAUUAAACUUUGGUUGAUCUAUGAUUUUAUAUUAGGCUUGUUUUCUGUUUAUAAAGGUUGUGCUGGAUUAUUAUGUCCUUGUUUAGCGCUGAAUAAUUCAGUUUGGUUUGAUGUGAUUAAAUCUCUGUGAAAGGGAUCAAUGCAUUGAUCUUCACUUUGAUAUAUA
This is a messenger RNA of Phragmites australis (common reed), 2053 nucleotides long. RefSeq lists its product as uncharacterized. The coding region runs from base 23 to 1747 and encodes 574 amino acids. The transcript has a single exon. The record is from RefSeq and is a predicted model, not a curated record. NCBI's taxonomy places the organism in Eukaryota, Viridiplantae, Streptophyta, Magnoliopsida, Poales, Poaceae.